Molecule: messenger RNA, 1212 nt
Organism: Arachis stenosperma
Lineage: Eukaryota; Viridiplantae; Streptophyta; Magnoliopsida; Fabales; Fabaceae
Product: putative F-box protein At3g44060
Exons: 4
Coding region: 1-1212 (403 amino acids)
Molecular function (GO): protein binding
Source: RefSeq, a predicted model, not a curated record
AUGAGGAAAUCACUGAAAAUUGCAAUAGAUUCUUCUCCGAACAACGAUAAAGAAAAAGAUCGGUUAAGCAAUCUUCCAGAGGAUAUAGUGUGUCAGAUUUUGUCACAUGUUGAUACAUCAAUUGCAUGCAGAACAAGCGCCCUGUCAAAAGAUUGGAAUCGCAGAUCAGUUUGGACCAUGCUUCCAGAUCUUUCCUUCCAUUACUGGUCUCCAUUAUAUUCACCAGAUUACUACAGAGGAUUUAACGAAUUCGUGAACAAAGCUUUAGAUUCACGCAAAGGAAAACACAUCAGAAAAUUCCACUUACAUUUUCCUAGUGAAGGCAGGAGUUUCCGGCCAUCGGACUUCCAGAAGUGGAUCUCCGGCGCCAUUGAAUGCGCUGCCGAAGAGAUCAAUAUUGAGUUGAAUAGAGAUCCAUGUUUCCACCAGAUCGAGUUACCUUUGACGGUUUUCAGUUCGGCCACUCUCACGUCCUUGAAAUUAUAUGGUCAUAUUAGUAUCUUCGCUACGAAUUCCCCUGUGUGGUUACCGAAGCUCAAGAUUUUAGAUCUGUCAACGCAUCCAUGUCAGGGGUGCGGUAUGGAGGCCGAAAGACUUGUGAACAGUUUCUUGUCUAAUUGUCCUGUUCUUCAAGAAUUUUAUCUCAAUGGAGAGUGGAAUAUGAUGAGCAUAGUUCGAGCGCCUUAUACAUUGAAGAAGCUCAAUGUACAUGUUGAUAACUUUGUGAAUGAUUCGUUUGAGAUAGAUGCUCCAUCUCUUGAAUUUUUUUGCCUUCAACAAUCUUCUCCUGUUCGGUAUGUGAUUAUGAACUUGAACAAUGUGGUUGCAGCACGCCUCUCAAUUCUCUUUGAAUUCAUCAGUGAUAGAAGCUGCUUAUUUGAUCUUUUUCAAGGACUCUCUAAUGUCAAAUACUUGUAUUUGAAUAUUCAGUAUCGUGAACUUCAUGGACUUCCCGUCAUUAAUAAAAAUCUUCCUGCUGAUGAUCGUGAUGAUCGUCUUCCUCAAUUUCCCAAUUUGCUUUGUUUAUAUUUCGAUGGUUCUUCUAACAUGGAUUUGCUGCCAAGCUUUCUUCAGAAGUCACCCAAUCUUGAAACUUUCAUAAUUCAGGUUAAGGGGCCUCAAGAUAAAUGGCAAUUAAAUUCCUUUUGUGUGAAGAGCCCACAAGAUAAACAAGAAUAUGCAGAAGCUUACAAGCAUGCAUGGGGUCGCUGA